GACGAGGCCCGCUGCCACUUCCGGCGCCCCCUCCUCCCUCCUCGUCUCUGCUGCGUGAGGGGAGCUUCCGGGUGGCCUCGGCGGCUGAGGAGGAGGAGGAGAAGGAGGAGGAGGGUCGGCCGGAGCGUCUGAGGAGAAGCCGAUCCUUUCCUUGGGCUCCCGGAGGCCGCGGAGGCCGCCGCAGUUGCACGCAGAGGAGGCUUCGUUACACUGAGAAGCAAUGGAGGGAGGAGCAAGUCAAACGCAGCCUUGCAAUGAAAACCAGCUCUCAAACUCCGAAGAGGAAUGCGGGUGGCAAGUUACAGACCUGACCCGACUGCGCCGUUUCUUGUGCUUUGGUUCCGAAGGAGGCGCCUUCUACGUCAAGGAACAGAAAUUGAGCUUUGAAAGCGUAGAUGCCCUUUUGAGGCUUAUUGAAGGCGGCAAAGGUUACGAAGCGGUGCAAGAAAUAAAGACCUUCAGCCAGGAAGGAAGAGCGGCAAAACAGGAUCCACUAUUGUUUGCGCUCGCCAUUUGCUCACAAUGUUCUGAUGCCAAAACCAAACAAGAAGCUUAUAGGGCUGUGCCUGACAUUUGUCACACCCCAACCCACCUCUUCACUUUCAUCCAGUUUAAAAAGGAUCUGAAGGAAGGCAUGAAUUGUGGUAUGUGGGGCCGGGCCCUGAGAAAAGCUGUUUCCGUGUGGUACAAUGGGAAGAAUGACAUGGAUAUUGCUUUAGCGGUGACGGCAUACAAGAAGAAAAAUGGCUGGUGUCAUAAAGAUCUUCUCAGGUUAUCACAUCUCAAGCCUGCAAAUGAAGGCCUGGCCAUUGUCACUAAGUAUGUAAUGAAGGGAUGGAAGGAAGUCCAGGAGGCUUAUAAAGAGAGCAGGCUUUCUGCUGAGGCUGAAAAAGUGUUGAAGUAUUUGGAAGCAGUGGAGAGGGUAAAGCACACAACGGAUGAACUGGAAGUGAUUCAUUUGAUAGAAGAGCAUAGUUUAGUUAGAGAACACCUCCUGACAAGUCACUUGAAAUCUAAAGAGGUAUGGAAAGCACUGCUACAGAACAUGCCCGUAACAGCAAUAUUGAAGAACUUGGGAAAAAUGACAGCAAAUUUUGUUCUUGAACCAGGAAGCUCAGAGGUAGCAAUGAUUUGUGAAAAACUAAAAAAUGAAAAACUUCUUAAAAAGGCUCAAAUACACCCAUUCCACAUUUUGGUUGCAUUAGAAAACUAUAAAGGAGAGCGUGGUUAUCGGGGGAAACUGCGUUGGCAACCAGAGAAGGACAUCUUGGAAGCUCUAAAUACUUCGUUUUACAACUCCUUCAAGGCAUUAGAACCAAUGGGAAAGCGCAUCUUAGUUGCAGUUGAUGUUAGUGAUUCUAUGUUGCAAAAGGUUUUUGGUAGUGUGCUGAAUGCUAGAACCAUUGCUGCCACAAUGUGCAUGGUUGUGGCACGCACUGAAAGAGAUUCCCACAUCGUUGCUUUUUCCCAUGAUAUAGUUCCUUGCCUUGUGACUGAGGAUAUGACUUUACCACAAGUAUUACAGAAAAUGUCCGAGAUUCCAAGGGGCGCCACCAAUUGUUCUUCUCCAUUGCUCUGGGCCCAAAAGACAGGUGUAGCGGUUGAUGUUUUUAUUAUCUUCAUGGAUAGUGAGACCUUUGCUGGAGAUGUUCACCCUGCCACAGCGUUGAGAGAGUAUAGAGAGAGAAUGGGAAUUCCAUCCAAGCUAAUCGUUUGCGGAAUGACAUCCAGUGGCUUUACAGUUGCAGACCCGGAUGACAGAGGGAUGCUGGAUAUUUGUGGUUUUGAUACAGGGACACCCGUUGUCAUUCAAAACUUCAUUUUGGAUUUGAUCUAAACCUGUGAGCACCCACUUUUUCUAAAGCUAUUAACUUCCCGAAGAAUCGACUGGGGGAGCUGUCUAUUGCAUUAACAAGACUCUAUUAAUCCAAGGCUAAGUUUCAUCCUUUUGUUGGAGUAUUAACAUUUUAAAAGAGAUGUGAAAACAGCCAGUGGCAAACUCUACUUUCUCAACAUGCUGUUUACAUCUGUCACACAUAAUUCUAGGUUUCCAAUUGGUUUUGAGAACUAAACGUGGAAUACAGUGAAUGCUUUUAAUUUUUUUAUAUUAGUUUAACUAUGAGAAUGUGUUCCAUUACUGAAGAUUUUAUUUUCCUAAAAUGAAUUGUUAAUCACAGGGGAUCAAAGGAUGAGACACCUUUUUACACUGUUUUAGGCUAACAACUGUUUGAUUGGAAUAAUUUAUUCUACUAGCUGGGAAAAAAACGAGCCACAUAUGCAAUACAGGUUAUAUUAUUUCUAUCAUUGCUCAUUACCUCCAAUAACUUUAUGGAACAUUUACCACUGGCAACUUGAUGCUCUCCUUGUUUUUAGCAAAUAUUUUUUUAUUAAGCAAUGGGAAAUUUGGAAACAACAGAUUAUUCCCAGGGGUAUUGAUUUGAUGAUUAUACUUUAGCCUUCUAAAUUCUUGUUUUUAAAAAAGGUCUUGCAAAAACCAUCAGUUUUGUGCACAUUAUGGUCUAACUCAUUGUUUCUCAAAUUUGACAACUUUAAGAUGUGUAGACUGCAAUUAGAAUUCCCCAACCAGCAUAUUGCCAACUUUGAAAAACACUGAAGUGUAACUGGUCUGUGUUUUAUUUCCUGACAAUGGAUAAUAGAAGGUUUCCCAAGCAAGUUUAUUUUUUAUUUUUUAUAGAAUCAGAAUAUCAGAAAAUAAAGAAUAUCUUCUGAUGUUCUUUAUAGAAAAUGUGAUUUAUCAUAUCUCUUGAAGUAAGAGGAGAAAAAGGCAAAAAGAAGCAAGGAUAGGGAUUAUUAAUAAAGCUAGCCAUAUUCACGGGUUACUUGUACAACAGUUAUACAAUAAAUCAGAAAUGGACACACAUUUCUAGCUCCACCUUAACAUGAUGGCUGAUCUGUCUCUCUCUACAUAUUAACAUUUGCAAAGUAGUCUUUUUGUGUCAGCACAUCUACUUCAAUGUAGAGUUGCUGUGAGAGCAAGACAGCUGAUUAUAUGUUAUUUUAAUUUAUAUAGACUCUGCACAUGAACAAUUGGUCAAAAAGAGCUUUCUUGCUCCAUUUCUGUGCUCUGUUUAACUGUUUAAUAAAUUUAUAGGCCGCCCAAUCCCGAAGGACUCCGGGCGGCUCAAUGAAUGGGCCUCACAGACAGGGCCUAAAAUACUUUUAUUCCUGCCUUACCAUCAGGUCGGUUUGCCCAGGGAUUAUCUGUUCCUAAAUCAUGCAAUUUAAUGCCAUUUGCCCUUGGUUGAUUCCUUUGUGCCCUAAUGCAAGGACCAUCGUUGCUGGUAGGCAAAUCAAGAUUAGGACCAGCUGCAGCAUUUUAGCUGUUCCCACAAUUCUUUUGGUAAGGAGAUAACCUGUUGCUGAUCUGAACUUGGCAUUCCGGUUGGGCCUGCUGGGAGUGGCACCAUUCCAGAUGUUGCUAAACUACAAAUUGUCCAUCUUUGUCCUAGAAAAUAAGUUCAUGUAAACAAUACAUUCUCUCUUAAUUGAACAGAAGAGUUAAACGUUAGUAAAUUUAUGGGCUGAGCAAGAAAGAGGCAGCUUAUAUAGAAGACUGUUUCAAAACCGAUGUUACUGUUCCUUUUCUUCCUAUAUUACAGUCCCCUCAUCCAAACCCCCUGUAGAUCAGGAAACGUUUCUGUGUCAUAUGAGCAAUAGUGUGGAAGCAGUUUCCUAUAUUUAAGGGUUCUUAACUCAAUGCAUCAAUUCCCACCUUGGUACAAAAUCACUCUUCUUGGUUUGGACAGUUCUCCUUUGCUGCAAUUCCAUACGACAUGCAACAGCAGGAAAGUCAGGAAAACAAUUAUGGCAGUGUUUACUGC
This is a messenger RNA of Thamnophis elegans (Western terrestrial garter snake), 3842 nucleotides long. RefSeq names its product Ro60, Y RNA binding protein (gene RO60). Lineage: Eukaryota; Metazoa; Chordata; Lepidosauria; Squamata; Natricidae. Bases 221 to 1837 code for a protein of 538 amino acids. Gene Ontology annotation, cellular component: ribonucleoprotein complex. The transcript is spliced from 9 exons. The record is from RefSeq and is a predicted model, not a curated record. Gene Ontology annotation, molecular function: RNA binding.